AGAAAUAAUUUAAUUAAAUUUGGAUAGCGCCAGCUGACUAUAAAUAGCUGAUACCUUCACUAAGCCUAUCAUUCUAGACAUACUCUUGUGUUAUUAGAUCCUCUCCACAAUCCAAUUAAGCAAAAUGGUCAGUUUUGAAGACGCUUGUGAAAAGGCAAAGAACUUCAGCAAGAAGCCCAGCGACUCUGAAUUUUUGGAAUUCUACGGUCUCUUCAAACAAGCCACAGUUGGUGACGUCAACAUUGACAAGCCCGGCGCAUUGGAUUUGAAAAAGAAGGCUAUGUGGGAAGCCUGGAGCACACACAAGGGUUUGUCACCAGACGCCGCCAAGGAAGCUUAUAUCAAGGUCUAUGAAAAGUAUGCACCAAAAUACGCAUAAUAAUUUCGUAACUCUGCCAAUUGAUAUUAAGUAACUUGAAUAAAUAAAUAAAACAAAAAAAGUAAAUAAUA
Teleopsis dalmanni is the source of this 450-nucleotide messenger RNA. RefSeq names its product acyl-CoA-binding protein homolog (gene Acbp4). The record is from RefSeq and is a predicted model, not a curated record. The transcript has 2 exons. Gene Ontology annotation, molecular function: long-chain fatty acyl-CoA binding. Bases 125 to 379 code for a protein of 84 amino acids. Lineage: Eukaryota; Metazoa; Arthropoda; Insecta; Diptera; Diopsidae. Gene Ontology annotation, biological process: fatty acid metabolic process.